UAUUUCUAUGUUUACUAUUUUUGUCAGUUGAAUGUUUGCUUGUAUUCGAAAACUACUUUUUAAAAUGUCUGAUUCAAACAAUCAACGGGUAAUCCGUUCUGGUAAGAAAACAAAAGCUGAUAAAAAAAAAUUAACUACUAAAUCUGUUGAAGAAGAAACUGAAAUCCCAUCACAAGAUUUAGAAUCUAAAAAAACAUCAAGAAAACGUGAACCUGUUGAAAAAGAAACUGAAAUCCCAUCACAAGAUUUAGAAUCCAAAAAAUCAUCAAGAAAACGUAAACCUGUUGAAAAAAAAACCGAAGUUCAAUUACAAGAUUUAGAAUCUAAAAAAUCAUCAAGAAAACGUGAACCUGUUGAAAAAGAAACCGAAGUUCAAUCACAAGAUUUAGAAUCCAAAAAAACAUCAAGAAAACGUAAACCUGUUGAAAUAAAAUAUGAGGAAUCUGGUGGUGAGAAAUCAAGUACCUGGUCGCCGAAGAACUGGCAAGAAACAUGGGACCUGAUAAAAGAAAUGAAAGUAAUUAACCCACAGGCAGAAGAGCAAUUGGACGCUUACAUAAACUCAGAUCCUAAAAUAGCACCCGAAGUUCGUCGGUAUCAAUCACUAAUUGCUGUAAUGAUGAGUACUUUGACAAGAGAUCAGUUGAUUUAUCCAGUAGUCAAGCGGCUGAGAGAACAUGGGUUCAAUCCAAAAAAAAUUAUUGAUACGUCUGAUGAAGACCUGGGUCAGCUGAUUCGUCCAGUCAGUUUUGUCAAGAGGAAGGUGCAGUUCAUAAAACAAACAACUGGGAUUUUGAUCGAGAAAUACAAUGGAGACAUUCCUCGUAACAUCAAAGAACUUUGUAGUCUUCCGGGCGUGGGUCCUAAGGUAGGACAUCUCGCGAUGUUGUCUGCCUGGAAUGAAGUAUCAGGAAUAGGAGUCGAUACCCACGUCCACAGAGUCUGCAACCGUCUGCACUGGGUUAAAAAACCUACAACCAUUCCCGAGGAAACGAGAAAACAAUUGGAGUCCUGGUUACCCCGAGACUUGUGGUCUGAAAUAAAUUUUCUGUUCGUUGGUUUCGGGCAGAAUGUUUGCUUGGGUCAAAACCCAAAGUGCGAUCAAUGUCUACUCAACAAAUCCUGCCCUUCUGCUAUCAAAAGUCCAACUAAAAAUAAGAAAGUUAAGAAAUAAAAUUUGUGUAUUAAAAAUAAACGAAAAAAAUCUAUUUUGAAUAAAAAAAAUACAUGUA
Microplitis mediator is the source of this 1232-nucleotide messenger RNA. RefSeq names its product endonuclease III-like protein 1. The transcript is spliced from 2 exons. Gene Ontology annotation, biological process: nucleotide-excision repair; base-excision repair, AP site formation; base-excision repair. Lineage: Eukaryota; Metazoa; Arthropoda; Insecta; Hymenoptera; Braconidae. The record is from RefSeq and is a predicted model, not a curated record. Gene Ontology annotation, molecular function: DNA-(apurinic or apyrimidinic site) endonuclease activity; 4 iron, 4 sulfur cluster binding; oxidized pyrimidine nucleobase lesion DNA N-glycosylase activity. Bases 32 to 1174 code for a protein of 380 amino acids. Gene Ontology annotation, cellular component: nucleus.